Molecule: messenger RNA, 1983 nt
Organism: Adineta ricciae
Lineage: Eukaryota; Metazoa; Rotifera; Eurotatoria; Adinetida; Adinetidae
Source: the annotation of a GenBank genome assembly
AUGUAUGCAACCAAGCGUCGUCGCAGAAAUACAAAAAAUUACAAAAGCCCAUUGAAAGAAAAUCAAAAGACCAAUCCGAGUAAACGUCACCGCGAACGUUUAAAUGGCGAAUUGGAGAAUCUAGCUUCGCUCUUACCAUUCGAACAAUCCAUCUUAACAAAACUUGAUAAACUAUCCAUCUUACGAUUGGCCGUUAGUUAUUUACGCGUGAAAUCCUAUUUCCAAGAUCAAAAAACAAAACGACGAGAAAAAGUAUCUAUUUGUCUUCAAUUUGAUUUGAUGUCCACGUUCAAAAAUCGACAACAUUUACAAAGUCAACAGCAACAAUAUGAAGCAACGACAUCAUCGACUAGUUCAUCGACAUCGUUAGGACUUUGUCAAGAGAUUUAUUAUCAUGAUCCGACAUUCAGUGAAGGAGAAUCGAUUUUAGAAGCUUUACAAGGUUUUGUUGUUAUUGUUAGUUGUGAUGGUGAAUUAUUCUUCGCUUCAAGAACUGUGGAACAAUAUCUUGGAUUCCAUCAAUCUGAUAUACUUCAUCAAAGCGCGUACGAAUUGAUUCAUUCCGAAGAUCGAGAUGAAUUCAAACGACAUUUACAAUGGAAUGAAAAACUCACGAAUGAACAUCAGAAUCUUUCAUUGGAACAAAUUUUAACCAAUUCAGAACACAAUCCUUUGUUAGAAAGGACAUUCACCGUACGAUUUCGCUGUUUACUCGAUAACACAUCAGGAUUUGUCACAUUGGAAAUCGAUGGACGAAUCGGAAUCUUAUAUGGUCAAAAGCCAUCACAUACAUUGGAGGAUCAUCGAUCAUUAGCAUUAUUUGGCAUCGCAUGUCCAUUUGGACCGCCUUCGUUAUUUGAAAUACCUCAACGCGAAAGUUUAUUCAAAUCUAAAUAUCGUUUAACAUUAGAACCUGUUUCACUUGAUCCAAGAGGAAAAUUAAUUCUCAAUUAUUCCGAUCAUGACUUAACUCAGAUUGGUAGUGGAUAUAAUUGGAUUCAUUCGGAUGAUUUGAAAUACUAUUCAACCGCUCACAGAGAAUUAAUAAAAACCGGUACAUCAGGUUUGGUUUGCUAUCGUGUGCAAACGAAAGAUGGUCGAUGGCAAUGGUUGCAAUCAUCCAUGCGGAUUAUCUACAAGAGUAAUAAGCCAGAUUUUGUCAUCGCCAAUCAUCGGCCAUUAACAGAUGAUGAAGGUGAAGAAUUGUUUUACAAACGUGGAACUGAAUUUAAAUUACCUUAUCCAUGUUUAUACGAUUUCGAUACCAAUUUCAAUUCGAAUGUCAACGAUGAUGAAAACUAUUCAUUGAAACAUCAUUCAGCAGCAGUCAAAAAUUCCACUACGAAUUUAUCCUUGUCACUAUCGAAUUCAUCACGUCCAGCAAAGAAAAUUGCCAAGACGGCGAUCAAACCUCAAACGAUCAAUCCAUUUACAUCGAAUUCUUCAUCAGCAUCAUCAUCAUCAUUCGAUCCAUACUACAACUCUUAUCCAUCAGCUUACGUCUCUCCAUAUCCAAAUGAUGUCACAACCGCGAGUUUCAUCGAAGCAGCAACAACCAACUACACAAACAAUGCCACCAAUUCGAAUGACUUAUUAUUAGCCAAUGAAACGAAUCCAUACAGUGGAACAUAUUCGAAUUACUAUGCAGCUGCAUUGCAACAACAAUAUCAGAAUAGUCUAACACCAUAUCAUGCUGUGUACUAUCAAGACACGAAUAAUCGUUAUUAUGCGAACCAUCGAACAUCACCGAAUACUCUCGCUGAUCAGACUUAUCAUCAACAUCAUCAUCAACCUCAAGCAACACAUGAAAACUAUCUGAUCGAUACAAAUAAUAGCAACAAUCCAUAUUCGUAUUAUUUAUACAACAAAGCUCCUGCAAUGACACAUCAUGGACACGAUUCCAAUAAUAAUCUUUCUCUCUUCGAUGUUUCACUGCCAACAUCUAUUCAUCAUUCUGUUAUAAAACAUUCGACUAAAAGAUAG